Messenger RNA from Candida albicans SC5314, 1194 nucleotides. RefSeq names its product Pth2p (gene PTH2). The record is from RefSeq and is a predicted model, not a curated record. The transcript has a single exon. Bases 1 to 1194 code for a protein of 397 amino acids. Lineage: Eukaryota; Fungi; Ascomycota; Pichiomycetes; Serinales; Debaryomycetaceae. Gene Ontology annotation, molecular function: DNA binding.
AUGUUAAUCAUCUCAGAAUUCAAUCCUCAAUUAAUGCAUUCGGACGAUUCCGAAGACGAUUAUGAUCAUCAAUCCAGCCACAGAAACUCUUCUAAUGGCACUACUACUUUCAAUCAAAUAAUCACCUACAAGGGACAGAUUUCUUCGCUUAAUGAUGCUUUAUUAAUUAUUGAGGCAUGCAGGCUACAGAAAUUACCCAUGGUGACAAGAAGGUUGACCGGGAUUGAAAGAAAUAAAUUUAUUAAACCCAACACCGUGUUUGUAUGGAACGAAACCCAAUGUGGUAUGAAACGAUGGACUGAUGGCAGAUUAUGGUCGGCCUCAAAAGUCUACAAUGGAAAUUUCUUGGUCUAUAAACAAUUGAAUAAAAAGACUAAACGUGAACAAGAAGAAGAGGAAUCAGGUGGCCAAGCAUUAGUUAAACAAUCAUUUUCGGUGGUAACUAAAGACCAUCAAAGAUUCCAUUUAAUUAGUUAUUAUGAAAACGUUCCUGGAUCAUUUAGACCAAAACUGGCUUCAAACCAAACAACAACGACAGUAAAUAUACCAAGUCACGAUUCCAAGUUCAACCAAUUAGACCUUUCAAAUGCUAUAUAUCCUGACAGUUUAUUGAAUAGCAUUUACAAGAGAAAACACCAACAACAACAGAAUAAACAACACCCACAGCAGCAAACUGAACAACUUCGUCAACAGAGUUACUCACCAGCAAUACUACCCAACAGCAACAACAACCCAGUAUCCCUAGAAUCUAAUCCUGGUGCUGGUAUCAGUUCCAACUUGUAUUCACUCAUGAAUCAAACUUCAACUCAUUAUACACCACCAUCCUCCAGCUUGUCAAGCUCUUCCCUUUCUUCAAAUUCUUCAAAUUCUUCAAAUUCUUCAAAUUCUUCAUCUGGCAGUAUAAAUUCACAACUAACGACUCAAUCUUCAUCACCAUUAUCGAUACCGUCACUACACAUUAAAUCUGCAGGUUAUUUUACUUCUUCUGGACCUAAUCAUAAUACUUUUACAUUACAAAAAGCUGGCCCUCAGAAUCGUCAGCAACGUGCCAAUCAUCCAUUAACUUUACAGCCAUUAUCUAAAAUCUCCCAACUCUCACAAACACCGACAUCAGGAAACAACAAUAAUACUGGUAUUACCAACGAUUAUGAUAGUCGUACCGUUAGUGCAUUGAAUAAGACCUGGUUAAAAUAG